AUGGACUGCUUCGUGAUGACAAGCUGCCUACUCUGCCUCCUCUUCACCUUCACCGCCCUCCGUUUCCUGGCAAGAAAAAACAACAAAACUCCGGCCAAACUCCUCCCGCCGGGCCCCGCCCGGCUUCCAAUCAUCGGCAACCUCCACAACAUGGGCGACCAGCCCCACCGAUCGCUGGCCGAUCUAGCCAAGGUCCACGGCCCCUUGAUGAGCCUCAAGCUCGGCCAGCUCACCACCAUCGUCGCUUCCUCCCCUGCCAUGGCCAAAGAAAUCCUCCAAAAGCACGACCAAGUCCUCUCCAACCGCCACACCAUCCUCGCCGCGCAGGUCCACGACCACCACAUGUUCGGCUUCGUGUGGCUCCCCGUGCAGUCGAAAGAGUGGAGGAACUUCAGGAGAGUCUGCAAUUCGUACAUCUUCGCCACCCAGAAGCUGGAUUCGAACCAGGAGCUGCGGAGGGAGAAAAUUGAAGAGCUCCUGCAAAGUGUUCGACGAAAUGCGUGUGAGGGGAAAAAAGCGGUGGAUGUUGGGAGAGAGGCGUUCAAGGUUAGCUUGAAUGCUCUGUCGAGGACGAUUCUCUCUUUGGAUUUGGCCGACGUCGAGGGAUUGGAGACGGCCAGGGAGUUCAAUGAGGUUACGAGGGGGGUUAUGGACGUGGGAGGGAAGCCCAAUUUGGGGGAUUUUUACCCUGUUGUGGCGAAGCUGGAUUUGCAGGGGAUACAGAGGCGCUCGAGGGAUCACUUCGGCAAGGUCUUGGAUCUGUUUGGUUCGGUGAUUGAUGAACGGUUAAGGAAGCUGAAGUCGGGGAGCUAUGUCUCCGGUAACGACGUGCUCGACUCACUGCUGGCUAUUGGGGAUGAGAAUCCUGAGGCUUCCAUGGAUCCGCUUCGCAUCAAACAUUUGUUUUCGGAUCUCUUCAUGGCUGGGACCGAUACAACUUCAACCACACUAGAAUGGGCAAUGGCAGAGCUUCUCCGCAAUCCUACCACACUCGCUAAAGCCAGGGAAGAGCUGGACUGUACGAUUGAAAAAGGCAAUCAUCUUCAAGAAUCAGACAUCCAUCGAUUGCCUUAUCUACAAUCAAUAAUCAAAGAGACCCUUAGGUUACACCCAUCAGCUCCCUUUCUGCUUCCCCACAAAGCGGGAGCCGAUGUGGAAAUCAAUGGCUUCACGAUACCCAAAGGUGCACAAAUUCUAGUCAAUGCAUGGGCUAUAGGUCGGGAUUCGGCAACAUGGGACGAUCCAAAAUCCUUUAUCCCUGAAAGAUUUAUGGGUUCAGAGGUUGACGUAAGGUGA
Messenger RNA from Linum tenue, 1296 nucleotides. The record is from the annotation of a GenBank genome assembly. Lineage: Eukaryota; Viridiplantae; Streptophyta; Magnoliopsida; Malpighiales; Linaceae.